Messenger RNA from Exophiala viscosa, 1905 nucleotides. RefSeq names its product MFS transporter. Gene Ontology annotation, molecular function: carbohydrate:proton symporter activity. The record is from RefSeq and is a predicted model, not a curated record. Gene Ontology annotation, biological process: transmembrane transport; carbohydrate transport. Gene Ontology annotation, cellular component: membrane. The transcript has a single exon. The coding region runs from base 225 to 1718 and encodes 497 amino acids. NCBI's taxonomy places the organism in Eukaryota, Fungi, Ascomycota, Eurotiomycetes, Chaetothyriales, Herpotrichiellaceae.
CACACGUGAACGGGCUCGAAAUUGGAAGCCUCGGUCGACAAUUCGAAUACUGCCAGCCCUUGCAGUCCCACAGGUCUGGUGCUUGACUCGACUCUAGUCGUAUAAAACUUCAGUCCCCCAGGCCCCCGGGUUUCCCCAGAGAUUCUUCUCUUCUCAAUUCUUUCUCUCUGUCGCAUACCAUAGUUGACAUUGGGCAGACUCUCAAGGUCCAGCAACCCACCACCAUGGCGCUCUCUCCAUCAGUCAUCCGUUUUGUGAUCGUCCUCUUCGUGGCCCUCGGUUCCCUCACCUACGGCUACUGCAGCAGUAUCAUUGCCACAACACUUGGCCAGCCCAGCUUCCUCACUUACUUCGAGCUUGACACUCGCCCCAAUGCUACACAAUUGGAGGGCGCAAUCAAUGGUCUCUACCAAGCAGGAGGUCUCUUUGGAUCUCUCUCCAUGAUCUGGUUUCCCGAUUGGCUCGGUCGACGCAAGGCGCUCCUGCUGUAUGCCAUUAUCACCAUCAUCGGUGGCGCGUUGCAGGCUGGCUCGGUCAACAUUGGAAUGUACAUCGCCAUGAGAUUCAUCACCGGCUUUGGCAUAGGCGCUCUCGUCGCCUUGGUGCCUUUGUACCAAUCAGAGAUGUCCCCGCCCCGAAUUCGAGGCUUGCUGGUCGGCAUGCACGGUGUCAUGAUUUGUGUCGGCUACACCUUUGCCAGCUGGAUCGGCUUCGGCUUCUACUUUGUCAACGCCGGUGGCGCGCAGUGGCGUUUGCCCCUGGCUAUUCAGUGCUUGCCACCAUUAUUGCUCGCCUUCGGGGUCCUCUUGCUGCCCGAAUCGCCUCGUUGGCUCAUCGACCACGAUCGUGUGGAGGAUGCGUACAAGUCUUUCAAGGCUGUCCGCGCUGAAACAAGUGACAACAUCGUCCACAACGAAGAAGCCAUGCAAGAGGAAUUCAGGCUGCUUCAGGGCCAGAUUUUGCACGAGCGAACAGAGGCUGUCUCGUUCUGGGAUCUCUUGAGACUGCCUCACUUCCGCAAGCGUUGCAUCGUCGGUUUCCUAAUUCUGUUUGGUUGCCAGGGAACUGGUACGCUGGUCAUCAACAACUAUGGCCCUACGCUCUACAAAGCCCUGGGGUACGGCACCGUCCCCCAGCUUCUGUUAUCAGCCGCCUGGAUUACGGUCUGCCCAUUCGGCAACCUGAUCAAUGCUCUGCUAGUGGACAAGGUUGGCCGCACACGCAUGGUCAUGUUCGGGUACGCGGGCUGCGUCAUCGCUUUGAUUGGUGAAUGCAUCACGGUCAGCCAAUUCAACAAGACCGGAGACAAGGGACUCGCCAAGGCUGCCGUCUUUUUCCUCUUCCUGCACAUCGGCUUCUUCUCCUCGUCCUGCGAUGCCACUUCAUACAUCUACGCGUCCGAAAUCUUCCCGACUCCAGUCCGAGCCAAGGGCCUCGCCAUCUCGGUUUCAGGCCUAUUUUGCGCCACCAUCAUCUUCUUGCAGGCUGCGCCUACCGCUUUCGCAGCCAUCGGCUGGAAAUAUUAUAUCGUCUUCAUCGUCAUCACCACCCUCAUCGGCAUUGUCGUCUUCUUCUACUUCCCGGAGACCAAGGGCCGCUCGCUUGAGGAUAUUGGUGAGCUGUUUGGCGAUUCCGUCGAGCCAAUUAUGGAUGAUAAGAAGAACGUCCAUCCCACCGCCGAAAGGGUUGAAGAUAUGCCGUACAACGAGAUGGAAUGAACAACGACCGCUGUAUCAUGUGGCGAUGGCCAGGAUCAAUGGUGAAUGGCAACUGGUCUUUUAGAACCGAGGAUCGACAUGAUCAUAGACCCACGACAUAUAUUGUAUAUUGGUCUGUCUAGAUUAGACUGCAGACAAUUUUGAUGCUUGACUGCUUCUUUCAGCCACUACUCCACGUUUUGUUUCG